GAUGCAUAGGCCACCCCAUUGGCCAGGUGAAGCUAAGAAGAGCCGGAACCCGGGAGCGAGAGAAGCGAAAUGACAUUUCCUCUUUAAAUAGCUGGAGCCGGGCCCCGUAGAGAAAUGGCCGCGUCGGCAGAUUUAAGUAAGUCUUCCCCAACACCGAAUGGGAUUCCAUCUUCAGACACAGCCAAUGAUGCCAUGGACCCCUUCCAUGCGUGCAGUAUUCUUAAGCAACUCAAAACAAUGUACGAUGAAGGACAGUUGACAGACAUUGUAGUGGAAGUGGAUCACGGGAAAACAUUUUCCUGUCAUAGAAACGUUCUUGCUGCAAUCAGCCCUUACUUCAGAUCCAUGUUCACUAGCGGCCUUACAGAAAGUACUCAAAAAGAAGUUCGAAUAGUUGGUGUUGAAGCUGAAUCCAUGGAUUUAGUGUUGAACUAUGCCUACACCUCCAGAGUUGUUCUGACAGAGGCCAAUGUUCAAGCCUUGUUCACUGCAGCUAGUAUCUUCCAGAUUCCUUCCAUCCAAGACCAAUGUGCUAAGUAUAUGAUCAGUCAUUUGGACCCGCAGAAUUCUAUUGGGGUCUUCAUCUUUGCUGAUCAUUAUGGUCAUCAGGAACUCGGAGAUCGAUCAAAAGAAUACAUUCGUAAGAAGUUUCUGUGUGUCACCAAAGAACAAGAGUUUCUCCAGCUGACGAAAGACCAACUGAUAAGUAUAUUAGACAGUGAUGAUUUAAACGUAGACCGAGAAGAGCAUGUUUAUGAAAGCAUCGUAAGGUGGUUUGAACAUGAACAGGAUGAAAGAGAAGGGCACCUUCCAGAAAUUUUUGCCAAAUGCAUACGUUUUCCUCUGAUGGAGGAUGCCUUUAUAGAGAAAAUUCCACCUCAGUUUGCACAGGCUAUAGCCAAAAGCUAUGUAGAAAAGGGCCCAUCCAGUACCAAUGGCUGCACACAGAGACUUGGAAUGACUGCCUCCGAAAUGAUCAUAUGUUUUGAUGCUGCCCACAAACACUCAGGAAAGAAGCAAACAGUGCCUUGUCUAGAUACAGUCACAGGAAGAGUGUUUAAACUAUGCAAACCACCAAAUGAUCUAAGAGAAGUGGGGAUUCUCGUCUCACCAGACAAUGACAUUUACAUUGCAGGAGGGUACAGGCCGAGCAGCAGCGAGGUCUCCAUCGACCAUAAGGCAGAAAAUGAUUUCUGGAUGUAUGACCAUUCCACCAACAGGUGGCUCUCCAAGCCCCCCCUGCUGCGAGCGAGAAUAGGCUGCAAACUGGUGUAUUGCUGUGGUAAGAUGUAUGCGAUUGGAGGUCGUGUUUACGAAGGUGAUGGGAGAAACUCACUAAAAUCCGUGGAGUGCUACGAUAGCAGAGAGAAUUGUUGGACCAGCGUUUGUGCGAUGCCUGUUGCCAUGGAGUUUCAUAAUGCUGUGGAGUACAAAGAGAAGAUCUAUGUCUUACAGGGAGAAUUUUUCCUCUUCUAUGAGCCUCAAAAAGACUACUGGGGUUUUUUAACCCCCAUGACUGUGCCUAGAAUCCAGGGCUUAGCAGCUGUAUACAAGGACUCUAUCUACUACAUAGCUGGAACCUGUGGAAAUCAUCAACGUAUGUUCACUGUAGAAGCCUAUGAUAUUGAGCUCAAUAAAUGGACUCGGAAGAAGGACUUUCCAUGUGAUGAGUCCAUAAAUCCGUACCUUAAACUGGUACUUUUCCAGAAUAAACUCCACUUAUUUGUUCGAGCUACCCAAGUGACCGUUGAAGAACAUGUCUUCAGAACCAGCAGGAAAAAUUCCCUUUACCAAUAUGACGACGUCACUGACCAGUGGAUGAAAGUGUACGAGACCCCAGAUCGGCUCUGGGACCUUGGCCGGCAUUUUGAAUGUGCUGUUGCUAAACUCUAUCCUCAGUGUCUUCAGAAAGUACUUUAAUGAGUAGCAGGCCUUAGUGAGCUCACUGGCAUCUUGGGCUUGGGGAAACAAUGAUACAAGAAGUGCUGUCAGUAUUUAAGAAGCUGAGAGAGUUUAUAUAUGGCAAUGGGUGCUCUUAAAGAUUAUGGUGUAGGAGGGAUUUCUUUUCAUCCUUGUGAUGUUUUCAUUUCAUUAAGCAAAAGGUAACAAAGUGCAAUUAUCAGCAUUUUUUUUUUUUUCUGGUAUAAAAGUAAUCCUUUUCAUUCUAGAAUUUUGUGAUAAUUCGUCACUGAGAUACCAGAUGAAUCAACAACUAUGCACUCUUUUAAGAGCAGUUAGGGUAUUAUUGGUCAGAGACAUCCAAACUAGUUUGAUGUGACUUUUUAUUUUAAAUACGGGUAAAAAUUUGAGGCAAUAUCACUAGGACUUUAGCUGUGACCUCUCCAACACAGAGAAGCACUAACUUAGACCCUCAUUCUUAGUAUGUGUAUAUAUAUAUAUAUAUAUAUAUAUAUAUAUAUAUAUAUGUAUAUACAUACACACACACACAUUUGUGUACUGUUUUCAAGUGUACUGAGAUUUAAAUAUGUUAUUAGAGUAGGCUGAAGGAAAACAAAUACGUCUUAGAGCUUUUCGUCUGAUUGUUUCCUAUUUCCCACGGAAGUUUAAGUUAAGCUAAGUUUUUAGUCGUUUUUUCGUUGAUAACUUUUUCGUGUGCUCACACUGUCUCAUUAUUUACAAAUCCCGAAAAGGGCUUAAAUUCACAGGUGGCUGGUGCUGGUGUAAGUGAAUUCAUGUGUAUACCUAGAUAGGUUUAAAUUGUCUGAGCCUAUGCUUACCUUUCAAAUUGGCCUGUUAGUUUUGUGGCAUCGUACUUUACCUGUUGAACUCUUGUGGUUUCACAGGAUUCUCUGCCUACAUGACAGCAAGAUGUCUAACUGGACUCAGAAUAGUGAGAACAUUACUCUCAGUUUGCACUAACACGGGCCAUUUUGUUGCCCGACCUCCUUUUCCAUCCUCCACCUGUCCCUUCAUUAUCGGUACAGUGAAAGUUAACUUAUUUCUCUUCUGCACAGAGCAUAAUGUGAAGUUUUACACCUGCUUUUACAUUUUUGUUUUCCAGAAACAUGGAACUCCUUCGGUGGUCUAAUUUAAUGGCUUUUAAGUUACAUAUGACCAUUAAAACCUCACUUUUUUUUUUUUUCAUUUUUGCACUUAAUAGUAAUGUAUAUUUUUACAUUGCAAACCUUGUUCUAGCUGAAGGUGACUGAGAAGGAAAAGGGUGAGUGAGUAGAACCAUAGCAUUAUAGGUACUAAAUCUCUUUUCAUAUUGAACGGAUGGAUUUCUAACAGUCAGUUAGUUAUUAACAUAAAGGACAAACCAACUCAUUGGUCAUACCUAAGGUGGAUAUUUGGAUCAGUGACUUGUUUUUUACUAUGCCUGGAAAUAAUUGAUAAAAAGUAGAUGGAUAGCCCGGAGUCUGUCCUCAAGUGGGAUAUUUUGAUUCUCUUAAGGAAAACAAACUGGCAUGGUUUGUAUUAGAAACUCUUGCACAAAUUGUCAUGUGAUACUGUGAAACAAAUUUGAAACAUUGCCUCUUUGCCUCACAUACCUCGUUUUUCAGAAACUUUCCAAACGGCUUGUCCUUGACCUCUGCAAGUAAGGAACGUUUUCUGAAGCAGAAUUUAAAGUGGACAGCAUUUAUAGAAUUAACAUUUUAAAAUCAAGUCUUGGGGAAGUUGGAUAUGUGGUUUCUUACUGGCCUUGAUAGUAUGUCUAUAAUCUCUUUAUAAACUUUGUCAACCACUUGUUUUUUUUCUCUCUCUAGUUUUUCUUCUGUUUUCCUUUAUCUACAUGCUGUUUGGGGGCUUUUGCUGUGAGUGUUUUGAAGCAUCUUUACAGUGUUGCAUCGCAGACGGGAGGACAAAACAAAAAUCCCUAACUUUUGCAAGAGAUGUUCAUGUAAUUUAUUUUUGGAAGCUUUGUUGAAUACCUUAAGAUUUCCUGCCGCUUCUUGACAAUCUUCUGUAUUUAUUUAGAACAAUGUGUUACUUGAAAACAUGACAUAGAACAGUGAGUUAGCAAUUUACACGUGCUGUGUGACAUAUAGGGGUACAAUAUACUGUGGUCAAUUCUGCAGUAGGUUUAUUCCGUUCAUCUGCACAACAGUCGAUCCUUUGCUAUAACAAUUUAUAUCGGGGGUGUGAUCUAAGUAUAGUGUGUCAAAGCCAAGGCUUAGAAUUUGCUACAGGAGUAGAAUAUAUAUUGAAUUUUGUACGAAGAACUAUUUGUUUAAAUUAUAUAACUGGGAUAUUUUGCCACUUUUAAAAUGAUUUCAGAAGAGGUCCUAGAAAACUAAGAUUAGUAAUUUGUGUGGGUAUGUGUUUAGAUAUUUAAGGUACAUUUGCAUAGGAUGAUGAGAAUAAAAGUAAAAGGCACAAUGGGGACUACAGAAUUAAAAUCUAGGCUAACAUAUGCCAGUCCCACUUGAACUUCGUUUUUGCAUUUGAAGAAUGUAUGUAGCACUUUCCUCUGUAUUUUUUACACAUUGGAAACUGGACUUGGUGUAACUGUGUUAUAGGAAAGUAGGAACCGUAUUCUUUAUUUUCCAUCUUUGUUUUCUGUUAUCCUGCAAAGAUGAUGCUUAAGCAUCAGGCUGAUUUCAUGGGUGCAUGAAGAAAAGAGGGUGUGCUCUGCAAGGAAUCAGAUUCCCGACGUGAAGCAGUUUAAAAUGGCAUUCAAUGUUCAGUGCUCAGGUAUGUAGUUAAGUACUGUAGUCCUUUGGGGGCAAAUGUGUAGAUAUUUUUAAACAUUUUGCCAUAAUUGCACAAUUUUUUGCAUUUUUACCUGAUGGCAUUGUUUCUUAUAAUAAAACCUUUUCUGAUUAAAAACUA
Molecule: messenger RNA, 4794 nt
Organism: Felis catus (domestic cat)
Lineage: Eukaryota; Metazoa; Chordata; Mammalia; Carnivora; Felidae
Gene: KBTBD8
Product: kelch repeat and BTB domain containing 8
Exons: 4
Coding region: 115-1920 (601 amino acids)
Biological process (GO): neural crest cell development
Molecular function (GO): protein binding
Source: RefSeq, a predicted model, not a curated record